Staurois parvus is the source of this 561-nucleotide messenger RNA. The record is from the annotation of a GenBank genome assembly. Lineage: Eukaryota; Metazoa; Chordata; Amphibia; Anura; Ranidae.
AUGUACAAAGAUGACGAGUAUUUACCACCGAAAAGUAACAAUAAAAGGUCCAGGACACACAAGUCAAGGUUGGGAAAGACCUCUUUUUCCUGCAAAGUAUGUGGGAAAGUAUUAGGAAGUAAGUGGACUCUUGAAAAACACCUGCAGAUACAUAAUGGACAGCGUCCGUAUCCGUGUGAUGAGUGUGAAAAAAGUUUCUCGUGUAAGAACCACUUGGACGCUCACAAGAGAACUCAUACAGGGGAGCGACCCUUUCCCUGUAACCAGUGUGACCGGAGGUUCUUCAAUCACCAGCAUCUUGUCCUCCAUCAGCGGCAGCACUCUGGGGAGAAACCAUUUGUCUGCAAGUACUGUGAGAAAGCUUUUCCAUGUAAAGACACCAUGUUGAAGCAUCAAAGGGCUCACACGGGGGAAAAGCCUUUUCCAUGUCCUCAGUGUAAUAAAUGUUUCAUUGACAAAUCCAGCCUGUCGAAGCACAAGCGUAAAGUUCAUACCAAGGAGCCUAAAUCGGCCAACAGGCUAGAGAUGGAAUCCGAUCAACUUUUGACUGUGACUGUGUGA